AUGGAGCGGCGGCGCCUGUCUCACUGUGACGAUGGCGCGCUGCCUGACCAUGCAAAACGACGCAAGACUGGCUUCCACCAGGUUGAGAAUGAGGCCACCCAUGACCGCUAUACAGUUGCCUGGAUAUGUGCAUUACACAUAGAGAUGGCUGCAGCCCGCGCUAUGCUCGACGAGGAGCACGCUGACUGUCCACGGCAAGCUAACGACACGAAUUCUUAUGUCCUGGGGAGCGUCCAAAAUCACAAUGUGGCCAUAGCUUGCUUACCGGCAGCUCAAUACGGACUAAAUAAUGCGGCGAGUGUGCUGAGUCAUAUGAGACGAACAUUCCCCAACAUUGAAAUCGGAUUGAUGGUAGGCAUUGGUGGCGGAGUGCCGCUCAAAGCUGAUAUACGGCUUGGGGACAUUGUUAUUGGAGUGCGAGUCAUGCAGUACGACAUGGGGAAAACACUCAGCGACGGGUUCCAGCGGACAGCAGACCCAAAAAUACCCGACUCUUCCAUCCGAUCGGUCAUCUCGAAUCUGAGAUCUCGACAUGAGCUUCGUGGGAGCCGAGUUCCUUCGAUUUUGAGGGAGAAGAUGGGGAGCUACGCCGCUUAUUCCCGCCCAACCGAGCCGGAUCGUCUCUUUCAGCAGUCUUAUCAUCAUCCGAAUGCGUUCUCAUCUUGUGAGAAUUGUGACUCGUCGAAGUUAGAGGCGAGAAAAGUCAGGCCGUCCACAGACCCGGUCAUUCACUAUGGAAGUAUUGGCUCGGCAAAUACUGUCAUGAAAGACUCGACUGUUCGUGAUGAGAUCGCUCGAGAGCUAGAUGUGCUUUGCUUUGAGAUGGAGGCUGCUGGCCUGAUGGAUAUCAUGUCUUGCCUGCCUAUUCGUGGCAUCUGCGACUAUUCGGACUCUCACAAAUCAAAAGAGUGGCAGAGAUAUGCUGCGGCAACUGCAGCAGCCUAUGCAUAUGAGUUCUUGGAACUAUGGAGAGGAGACUUCCAGCCAUCGUAUGUUGGCCACUAUCAACCGCAUUCUGAGCACAACAUGGUGUCCAAGCGCCACGAAAAGAUACUCAAAUCUUUGAACUUCAAGGAGAUCGAUGUUCGCAAGUCUAUUAUCACAGCCGCGCACUCCAAAACCUGCCGAUGGUUUCUCAAGCAUUCCGAUUACCUUUCAUGGAUAGACCCGCUACAAAUACCAGAACAUCGUGGCUUCUUGUGGAUCAGAGGAAAGCCUGGUGCUGGAAAGUCUACUAUCAUGAAGUUCAUUUACCUGGAGUCGAGGAAAAAGGACCGCAAGCACCAGAGCCUUACCGCUUCCUUCUUCUUUAACGCCCGUGGAGAGAUGUUGGAAAAGGCUGUCUCGGGGAUGUACCGAUCAUUAAUUUUGCAGCUCUUACAUGGAUUUCCAGACCUCGAAUCCGUCUUGGAUGACCCUGAUCUUUUGCCUCGAAACCAAGAUGGUUGCCCUCCAUUGAACGUUCUCAAAGACCUGCUCCGUGCCGCAGUCGCCAAGCUUGGCCAAAGAUCAUUCAGAUGCUUCAUCGAUGCUCUUGACGAAUGCGACGAACAGCAAGUUAUGGACCUAGUUGAGUACUUCGAAGACUUGGCUGAGCAAUGCACUGAAGACAGCAUUGAUCUCCGCGUCUGUUUCUCCAGUCGUCACUACCCCUACAUCGAUAUAAAAUACGGCAUUCGUGUCAUCCUCGAGGAUCAAACGGGACAUGCCAGUGAUCUCCAGAGUUAUAUCAAGUCUAAUCUUCGAAUCAAAGACAGACCACUCCUAGCAGAGCUUCAAGAGAAGAUGCUUGAGAAAGGAGCCGGGGUAUUCCUCUGGGUUGUCCUCGUGGUCGACAUAAUGAACAAAGAGAAUUGCCGAGGGCGCCUUGCUGUGAGGAGACGACUUGAACAGCUGCCUAGUGGCCUGAGCGAUCUGUUCAAGGACCUGCUGAAACGAGACGAUGGCAACAUGGAGGAACUCCAACUGUCUCUUCUUUGGAUCUUACUCAGCCAACGACCAUUAAAGUCAGACGAAUACUAUCACGCGAUCUGGUCAGGGCUGUAUUUGGAGGGACUAGCAGACCCUGAAAUACCCGCAGUGGACACGGAGGACUCCGAGGACUGCUUUGCCCGUUGUGUUAUCAGUUCAUCUAAGGGCUUGGCCGAGAUCACAAAAGUCAAGCAGCCAAGAGUUCAAUUCAUACACGAGUCAGUUCGCGACUUCCUUAUUAAGGACAAGGGUCUUCAGGAGCUAUGGCCGGAACUUGGACCAGAUUGGGAGAGUGCAGGCCAUGAAAGGUUGAAAAUGUGCUGCUAUUCCUACUUCGAACUUUUUAUUGAGAAGCAAAAGCUCAAAACCGAAUAUUGGAGUACUUUCGUGCAUAAGGUUGCAGAGGACACUAAGGCGUACCCUUUCCUUCAAUACGCUAGCCAGUUCGUUCUACAUCACUCUAACUUUGCAGUAAAUGCUGCUGACCAAAAAACAUUCUUGGAAAGCUUCCAGACUUUUGCUUGGAAAGCGGUCAUCAACGCGUUUGAGGAGUUUUGGGGCUAUAGAUAUCGCCUGACUGCUCAGCUGCUAUAUAUACUGGCGGAUAGAGGACAUUCAUUACUCAUUCAGAGCAUACUAAAGAAUGAUGCUGACAUUGACAUCCCAUCAAAAUAUGACAGAUAUGUAUAUCCGCUCAUAGCUGCCAUGGCGAAAGGGGACAAAGCCAGCGUCCUUGCUCUUCUGCGUUUACCCUCCGCGCUCUAUGACGGGAUGGAUAUAACAGAAGGGCUAUCGCCCAACACAAAUACUGUCGGCCUCUGCAGAACCCCACUUUCUUGGGCCUGCGAGAAUGGCCACUUUGGAAUCGCAAGGGUUCUUGUUGAGAGAGAUGCUCAGCCUGUGAAUACGGUUGGAGAGGCAUACUCACUUCUGAUGCUUGCGUCAAAAAAUGGCCACAUCGAUAUAGCGAGAUGGCUGGUUGACCACGGUGCGGACAUUCAUCAAAGAUAUAAGAACGAAAGUGCCAUUUGGCUUGCAUCAAGCAACGGCCAGGCGGAACUGGUUGAGUUCCUGCUCGACGCGGGGGCAGAUCUUGAUACACGUGGCCUUAAAGACACGCCUAUACUCUGUCUAGCUGCCGAAAAAGGCCACGAGAAGGUGGUGAAGCUCCUCUUGAAGAGAAAGGCAAAUGUUGAGGCGAAAGACAAUCGAGGUAGGACACCUCUUCAUCUUGUUGCACGAAAGGAAGGAUCUCGGGCGACAAUAGAAUCACUCCUAAGCUACGGAGCAGAUAUAGAAGCCAGGGAUGAUAUUGGCCGGACACCUCUUCUCUGGGCCGCGGAAAGGGCCUCUAUCACUGAGAUAGGGUUCUUGAUUAGAAAAGGAGCGGAUACAGCGGCUCAAGAUUAUUUAGGUGAAACCUGUAUCCACGGGGCGAUGAACAGACGAAAUGCAGAGCCAAUGACUCUCCGGUUUCUUCUGGAAAAUGGGGCAAAGGCUGAUGCUCGCACCAAAACUGGCCAAACGUGCCUUCAUACCUUCGCACGUUGGGCAGACCACAACUUUUACUUCGGCGGCAUAUUACAGCUAGUCACUAGCUGCGGGGUCGACAUCAAUGGCAACGACAAUGAUGGCGACACACCUUUGCACCUUUUGGCACGAUAUGCGUCCUCGUGGGCUCUGUCAAUGUUCGCUGACCAGCCUGGGGUAGACUUCAAUGCUCGCAAUCGCACAGGCAAGACGCCAUUACACGUUGCUGUUGCGCGUUCUCGUCAGCCGGGAACGGAGGACCUCGCUAUACUAAUAAGGAAAGGAGCGGAUAUUAAUGCUCUGGAUAAUCAUUCAAGGACGCCGCUUGAUAUCGCAAUGGAAAGAGGCAACAAGAAAGCUAUUCAGUUCCUAAUUGACAACGGAUGGAAACAAGGCGCUGCAUAA
Fusarium fujikuroi IMI 58289 is the source of this 3906-nucleotide messenger RNA. RefSeq names its product related to ankyrin 3. The transcript is spliced from 2 exons. NCBI's taxonomy places the organism in Eukaryota, Fungi, Ascomycota, Sordariomycetes, Hypocreales, Nectriaceae. Gene Ontology annotation, molecular function: protein binding; catalytic activity. The coding region runs from base 1 to 3906 and encodes 1301 amino acids. The record is from RefSeq and is a predicted model, not a curated record. Gene Ontology annotation, biological process: nucleoside metabolic process.